AUGGCGACCAUCGACUCUCUCCUCUUCAACAUCUCCUCCUUCAUCGCCGGCCUGUUCCUCCUCGAAUAUGGCGCCGACAAGUUCAUCGACCACACGGCCAUCGUUGCCAAGAGACUCAAUGUCUCGCCCACUCUCGUUGGACUCUUGACCUGCGGCGCCGAAUGGGAAGAGCUCGUCGUGAUCAUUGUCGCUCUGAGCCAAAAGAACUCGAAUAUGGCCCUGGGCAACUUGAUCGGUUCAUCCGUUGCCAACAUUCUCGCAUCCUUCUCGCUGGGAUUGCUCUUCAUGAAGAAGGCCGAGUUCGAUCGCAGCUCCAAGAUCUACUCAACUGCUCUUCUCGGCCUGACAACCAUCUUUUUGCUCCUGCUCAUUGCUCUCAAGGGGUCCUCUUUCCAAUGGUUUGGCGGUAUUCUGCUGAUCGUGGCCUUUGUGGUUUACGUUGUCUCUGUGGCGUCUCUCAUCUACCGAGGCACGCUCACGGCCCCUGAAGACUCGGACAGCGACAGCGACAGCGACAGCAGCGACGAUGACGGCGAUAGUGACAGUGACAGCGACAGCGACGACGACCGAACGAUCAAUGCCAAUGACAGCGACAGGGGGCGCCCCAGCGACGAAGAGCAAGGAUGGACUUCCGACAAGGGCCACCAGCUCAACCUGCUUAAGCCCUCGCCGAACAAGAUGGUCAAGGCCAAAGAAAAGCCCAAGACCGUCAAGGUCAUAAACAAACGCCCCAAGGCAAUGCGCCAGCAUGUCUUCCAACUCGCCCUCGGUCUUGCUGCCUUGCUUGUCUCUAGUUACAUCAUCGCACACAGCGCAUCGACUAUCGGUCACGAGCUGGCGCUGUCCGGCACCGUCGUCGGCACCACGAUUCUUUCGCUGGCCACCACUCUCCCAGAAAAGUUUGUCGCCAUUCUCGGAGGUGCCCGACACCAACCAGGCAUUAUGGUUGCCAAUACUGUCGGCUCCAACAUCUUCCUGGUGACUCUCUGCGGCGGAGUGUUGUUUAUCUGGGGAGAUGCCAGUCAGCUGCAGCUCGGGUUCACUCUUUUCGAAGCCACUGUGAUGUGGCUAUCGGCUGUGGUUAUCUUUGGCAUUGUAAUGAUGGGCGGGAGACGGUGGAUGGGCGUCGUAAUGCUCGUUGGCUAUGUCGCUUUUUUGGCUGUGGAGAUUAUAAGUGGCCGCGAGCUUGACGAUGAAUGAGCAUUCGCGGAAAU
Neurospora tetrasperma FGSC 2508 is the source of this 1214-nucleotide messenger RNA. RefSeq lists its product as uncharacterized. Gene Ontology annotation, biological process: intracellular calcium ion homeostasis; calcium ion transmembrane transport. The record is from RefSeq and is a predicted model, not a curated record. The transcript has a single exon. Bases 1 to 1200 code for a protein of 399 amino acids. NCBI's taxonomy places the organism in Eukaryota, Fungi, Ascomycota, Sordariomycetes, Sordariales, Sordariaceae. Gene Ontology annotation, cellular component: membrane. Gene Ontology annotation, molecular function: calcium, potassium:sodium antiporter activity; calcium channel activity.